AACUCUUCAGUCUGGAAAGUCUCCAGAUCAGAACUACACUGAGAAGCAGUGGUCAGCUCUCAAAAGCAGGUGGAGUAACAGAAUGAAGUAAACGGAUGCGUUGAGAAGACAACAGUGGUUCUCAAUCAGUCAGGAUUUGAAACAGAGCAGAAUGUCAGAGGAAAUACAGAAGUUAAGAAGAACCGAGGCUAAUGCUGCGUUAGCUCUGGAUGUGCGGCAUCCUGGCCCACUUUUCCUACCGGUACGGACCAAGAAGAGGUACUUUAUCCCUCCUGCAGUGGGUUUGAAGGGCAAGAAGGAAGAAAACCCAGAAGCCAACGCUCAAGCAGCUGGCAUCGUCUUCCGACAGCAGUACUUUGAGAGACCGAUUAACAUUGCAUGCUCAGCGGGAGUCUUUGACCCAUACAUCCCUCCAGAAGGAGACGCGCGUCUUUCUACGCUGUCUAAGGAAGGCCUGAAACAACGAACAGAGCAGAUACGACAGAGCGCCACCUCACAACUGGCGAUUCGUAAAAUCAAAGAGCACGAUUCAGAGUUCAGCACAAAGACGUUUGCAGAGCAAGCUCAAGAGAUCUUCGUAGAGGCUCACAACGCCCUGACACACUUCAACAGAGAGAAGCUUCAUUCUCUGGUUACAGAAAGAUGUUAUCCUGAGAUGACGAGAGGCAACCGCUACAAGACGAUCCGGUGGAGGUUUGUCGAGUCUCUGGAACCACCCAGAGUGGUGCAUGCCCGCUGCCCCGACAUGGUCACUAAAGGCAACCUGUAUGGCCAGGUUACAGUUCGUAUGCACUCCAAGCAGACCAUAGCUAUCUAUGACCGCUUCGGGAGGCUGAUGCUGGGCAGCGAGGAGCAGCCAAAGGAUGUCCUGGAGUACCUGGUCAUAGAACGGCACUUGAUCAAUCCCUAUAGUAGAUGGAGGCUACAUGGGAAAAUUGUGCCCUCAUGGGCUCCUCCCAAAGACCCAGUUAUUAAGACGGUUGCCAUUCCUGGUCCAGAGCUGAACCCAUGGGAAGAAUAUGAUGCCCUCAACUAUAAAGUUCCCAAACCAGCAUCAGUACAGUGGAAUAAGUAGGUCAGCAGGGGGCGAUGGUCUUUACAUUAAACUGAGGACAUUAAGGAGGACAUGUUAAUUACUCAUGGUAUUGAAUAUUUGGAUGUUCUUGUGCUCGAGGAGGAAGCAGGCUUCAUUUGUUUCUGCUUCCUUCUGUCUUUUGGAUUUUGAGACAUCAGAAGGAACAGAUGCGAUUUGGUCCCAACGGCAACAUCAAAUAUCUUCCAUGAUUAUGGCUUUUUUUCACACAUUUGUUAUUCGUUUGAGAAUAAUGGUUUAUGUACCUGCAGAAAAUAAAAAUACACAGAUCUAUA
Messenger RNA from Girardinichthys multiradiatus, 1368 nucleotides. It is a transcript of the gene mrpl45, whose product is annotated as mitochondrial ribosomal protein L45. Gene Ontology annotation, cellular component: mitochondrion. Lineage: Eukaryota; Metazoa; Chordata; Actinopteri; Cyprinodontiformes; Goodeidae. The transcript has 8 exons. The record is from RefSeq and is a predicted model, not a curated record. The coding region runs from base 152 to 1075 and encodes 307 amino acids.